GCACAGGCUCAGGUGCUCACCAAAUCUCUGGUAAUUAAAGACUCAUUGCCAGAGAAAAUUGAGAACUCACUGGAGGAUUCCAGUGAACUAGUCGAUGAAAUCAUUCAACGGAUUAUUUGUUCAUCGACUAUUUUCGACGCACAUCAAGAAAAAUUACCCAAAAGAAAAGAUCCUGAACGACCUGCUUGGAAUUACACAAGAGAAUAUGGAAUCCCAGACAUAAGGAAAUCUCGAAAUUUAACCGAAAAAAUGCUCCAACUUUGUGAGUCUCUGUGUGGACUUGACAUGAUGCAGCAGCGACAGAUCAUUCAUGACGAAUUAGUGCAAGUGCCGUUCGUUAAAGACGGAGACCUUGUCAAAUUCUCAACGAAAAUAGAUUUACUUAUGACGUCAAAAAUUCCCUUAAAACCGAUGGGUUCUCCCCAAGACGCAGCAGAUAAAUCUCUCCCAGAGCUUUAUCCUCUCGUAUCAACAGCUGGCUUACGAGCCUAUCACUUUUACAACUUAAAAUCGCUGUAUCCUGUGGCUAAAACAUCCCCUUGGGCCACUCCUCACACAAUUUUCAUCUACCACGACCCUGAGACAGUGAAAAAUCUGACGGAAAUAGCCGUAAAAGAGGAUCAACUAUUGGCAAGAUCUCUAAUUGAAUCAUUCGCAACAGCCGCGACUUAUGCGAGACAAAAAUACGGAGACACCAUCGAAGAUUUGCCAGAACCGUUGACAGUUCAAUGUGUUCAAGUAAACGUGCAAAAUUAUCAUUUCUCAGUAUUUCAAUUGAACACUUUAAACAUCGAGGGUACAGAGGGAAAAAUGAAUUACUGGUGGUCGUCACCGCAGAUGAGUCUAUUCGAAAAAGCCAAGUAUGAAAAUGCAAGACCAGUGUUUGAAGGCUACAAUCCUGAAGUGUUUAAACGCAUAUUAGCAUUUUAUAAAAAUGUUUAAAUAGAAGGAAUAAACUUUGUACAUAUAUAACGUUCAGUUUACAGAUCUUGAGAUAAAAUUUGUUCUAUUAAUAUUUCUCAUUAUUUUAAAUUGAGUCGAAGUGUUUUAAUAUAAUUUACUAACUAUA
Fopius arisanus is the source of this 1069-nucleotide messenger RNA. RefSeq names its product mitochondrial ribosomal protein L37 (gene mRpL37). The transcript is spliced from 5 exons. Gene Ontology annotation, cellular component: mitochondrion; ribosome. Gene Ontology annotation, molecular function: structural constituent of ribosome. NCBI's taxonomy places the organism in Eukaryota, Metazoa, Arthropoda, Insecta, Hymenoptera, Braconidae. Gene Ontology annotation, biological process: translation. The annotation marks the transcript as partial. The record is from RefSeq and is a predicted model, not a curated record.